GGUACACCGGGGCAAGUUGAAACGGGUGUAGUAAGAUGAAACAGCGUGUAAACAUGAUGUUAUAUAAUCUACAAAAAUAAUUUAAAUUUGAUAACACAUUGUAUUUUAACCAAACAACUUUUGGUAUAGGGUAAAUGGACCAAUAGUGGUGCUAUUAGUAACUCCUUGUAGUAAAAUAAUUGAAUAAAAUUGAUAAUACCACAAAAUAAAAAGUCUGAAAACGUUAAUCGGUUUUUACUUAAAUUUGCUAGGAAAAACCAUUGUUUAUUUCAGUUUUUGCUAGUAAAUCACUUGCACCAACUAUAGGUACACGGUUCCUAUUAUGGAGGUAAAAUUAAAAAUUGGUUCCUAUAGUGGCGCAUCCCGUUGAAUUCUUAUGGGACCCACCACUAUAGGAACACUACCACCACUAUAGGUGCAAAAGAGCAAAAAAAUAAGGAAAAUAAUUGUUUAAGAUAGGUUUUUCGGCAAAUCCUGAAUACAAAACCGAAUUAAUAUUAUGAAUUAGGUAUGAUGCAUCUAUUAAAAAUGUCAUUUGCAAGCUUUAUGGUCGAAAUAGUGCUAAAUUGCCACUACCACCACUAUUGGUACUACCUCCACUAAGGGAGCUUUUACCCUAGAAAAUCUUUACAAAUUAUUUUGAAAACUAUUGAAAAAUUUCUCGUCUUAUCUUGCCCCACCCAUUUCAACUUACCCCGGUUUACCUUAUCUAAUAUGGCUUCAGAUAUUGUCGGUAGUGUUGUAUUUGUCGGCCAAAUUGCCUGAAACCUUAUACUAUACAAUUAACUUUAAAUGGUAAUAUUUUUACGUCGAUUCUGAGUUCAGCAGGUUUUAAAAACAUCACAUUACGAAGAGAAUAAUGCUGAAAAAAAAACAACUAAAAACUUCUAUUGAGCAAACCGUGCUCUAUCGGACAUCAAUGGAUGCGUAUGUGGUUAUUCUACAUAGUUGGAACUUCACCCAGGCUUUCAAUCCUCUAAGUUGACCCUUUCGUAAUUGAGUACAAAAAAACAUUCAUAUUUAUAGACCAUCAUCACGCUUCCAAAAAAUGUAUGCAAUAAAGCGUUACUUUAAAAAGCGGAGAAAAAGACGUGCAUGGUAUCAUUUCUAGGUCAUCCACCGCUUCAAUUACAUAUUGUUUUCCAAACAGUUUCCAGUGCUGGCUCAAUGAGUGUUUCAACUUUUUUGUACAUUGCCGCUAUCGUGGCAUCAGCAACGGCUGUGUAUUAUCCACCAUCAGUUCCAACAAAUGUUGAGGAGUCACAUUUUGCCUACCAGCUGAAGAGUUUCCGGCAAGAAUUGGACGAAUGUGCUGAAUAUCUGCAAGUCACACCAGGAUCCGUGGACAACCUUGCGGCCAAUAAUUAUGUUACGGAGGAUCCUACUUUGAAGUGUUUGAUUCGGUGUGUUGGUAUCAAUGCGGGAUGGUGGACUGUUGGAGGAAACAAUUCCGGACUGCAUGGGCCUGUUAUUGAAAGCUACUUUGCGCCGGGUUGUGCCGAUACUUGUUAUGCAAAACGUACUCAGGAUUGUGUCGCUUCUAAAGUAACCCCAUGCCAAGAUGAUUGCACAAAUGCCUAUCAAGCAUUCUUGUGCUACUACCACCAAUAUGGCAAUCUUAAAAGUUCCGAAGAGUACCUCCCAGUACCACAGCUGGAUGCCGUUCAAGCUGCUGUCGAUUGCAUGCUUCUUUUGCGAACACCCAAGGAAUUGCUUGAACAAUAUGUUCAGGGAGUGUUUCCAGAAGUUCCUGAAACUCAGUGCCUGUAUCGAUGCCAAUAUUUGGCCGAAGGACUUUAUGAUGGAGUUACACUGAAUCUGACCCGUGUCUACAUUCGCAACUAUAAGACUCCAGCACCUCAGAUAAAGAGUCCAGAAAUCCAAUCAUGUGUAGAUUCCAGGCUGCGUGAAAAUUGCAACGAAUGUGCCCGUGUCUUUCAGGUUUCUAAAUGUCCGGACAAGUAUGCUGAUCCUGACUUCUCAGCCAAAAUCUUCAGGGUUGCUGCAGGGCUUGUUCUUGCACAGAGAACAUGCCUUGAUGAAGAUUUGAAGCCACGUUACAAUGCUGGAAGCGCGAGAUAAGUCUAGAUACCUUAACCAUUCAUAUUUGGCAGUGUUUAAAAUUAUGAGUAUGUAGUCUAUAUUUUACUUUUAAAUGGUUUUAUAUAAUGUGCUAUCCAUAAAAAUAAUAAAUUAUUGUUUAUUACACUUAAAUAAUGAACGAAUUCGAGAGAACCACUUUUUAAAGAAAAAUCGUACUGAAAUUGAAAUACCUCAGAAGAAAUGAUUUCCUUCAUAUUUAUAAUACUUUUUACAUAUCGUCGGUUUCCUGCAAUAGUGGCACAACUCAAAAAAUGUGAAUUUUCAGAAUGAGCGUUUGAAAAUUGGCAAUCUUGUAGCACCUCCUGCAAAUACACUUAUUUCUCUCACCAUUUGACAAAAGUAAACGAAUUUUGAUUGUUGUAUCAUGGAGAUGGACUGAAGGACUAUCUGUUUCAUGAAUUUUGGAUUACUAUUUUUCAUUGACUAUUGAAAAAGUUGACUGAUUUUGAGUUGUGCCUUUAUUGCGGAAAAUUGGUAAAAUUGCAAAAAUCUCGCGUUUCUCAACGAAUUUCGGUACUGGUCUUUGUGAGAUGAAAGUUUGCAUAGUUUUUCAUCAUUUGCUAUCAAAAUCUCAAAAAUGACAAAUUUUGAGUUGUGCCCCUAUUGUAGGAAACCGACGAUAUAAUAUCACACAUGUUUGUCAAAGACGUCAUAUUCACAAAGUCAUGAUCAUGAUUCUAUGGUAAAUAAACACCGUAUUUUGUAAACUGAACAAAGCGUCUCAAAUACAAAAUACUGUAAACCACUAAAUACAAAACUUUUUUCAUCGUUUAAAAAUAAAUGCGAGAUCUUUCGAAUGGCAUCAAUAACCAUCUAAAGUACAGUCCCGAUUCGUUCGUUGGCGGCUCGUUAGAUGGGCCGCCUCGAUGGUUGGAUGUUCGCUGGUUGGGGCAAAACCCAACUAAAAAGCACUGUCAAUGUCAAAAUCGAUGUCAAAACGAGUUUGACGUCUGACCGUCGUCGCAUCGCUGCUCUUGUUUUCAGACUGUUUGCGCAAGUAUGUCAGUGUUUCAUGACGUAUUUCUCGUCACAUGUGUGUGUCUAGAGCAUUUUAAUCAGUUGUCAGUUGCCCCAACGAACGAACAAGAUUCGCUAAUCGGGGUGCAGUCGUGACCCAACGAGCGAAUCCUCACUGUAUCGAAAAUAAGUAACUUUUAGAAGAAAAUCAUGAAUAUCUUUUCAAAUUGGGAAUAUAGAACUGUGCGGCCUAAAAAAACAUUAUUGAGAAAUAUAAGGAAAUUUUCCAGAAGACACCAUACAGCUUAAGUUAAUCGUUUUUACGAAAUAAUUUUGUCCUACUAGAUACGGUGGAUGUUUGUAAAAUAAAAAAAAACACCUAGUUUAAAACAACUUUGUCAAAAAAAAUCUUCUAUUUCUUAUAAUUGGAUAGUUACUAUAUUUUAAAGCGAACUGUUAGAGUGACACACGACAAAAGGGAUAUCUUUUAAUAACUUCAACAAGCAUAGGGGAGACUGGGGAGACUUGAUCCCUUUUUCAAAAUUUACCUGAAACUUUAAGAAAAAACACAAAACUAGAUCCGAUUUCCGUACAAAAUGGCAGGUAAAUAUCUAUUGCAAGUUAAUACACAACAGAAGGCCUUUAAAUUAUUGUCAAAGUUUUUAAAAUUGUAUUUUUAUGGAGGCAUGUAUUUUUCAAAAAUGGGUGACACUUGAUCCCCCUUUGAGCACAUGGUUUAUUUAAAGGGAAAAUAAUUCCAGAGUCUUCCUAUUCAUUUUCUUUUCGAGUUCUCUUGUAUUUUUGAUGAAUAUGGAGUGUUUGAAAUUGUAAGAUUUCCUCUAUUUUUAAGGAUAUGCCGUAUUUUCAAAAUGGGGAGACUUGAUCCCCCUUUUCUUGGUUUGUACUAAAGUUAUAAUUAUCUGACACAUUUUAUCAUUGAAUAGACUACAAUUCCAAGUAAAUAGAGGCUUCCGAAUAGAAUUUUAUUUUUCACAUGUAUAAUGUGUGUGUAAUCCUCGAGGGAUCAAGUCUCCCCAUGUCACUGUUGUGUAUACUAAGCUGAACUAAUUAAAAUAUGUUAACAACAGCCUUAUUAGGAUAAAUAAGUUUGAAAGUAUUUUAUUUAAACUAUGUGCUGUGAAAUUUUGACACGAUUUGGUUCAAUUUUCACAAUGUUAUUGAGAUUUUUCGGAAUCGCCUAAAAGAUUUCUGAAGGACUGAAAACAAACCAUCAGCCAUUAAAAAAUAAUGCAAUGUACAAUCGAAAUCACUUGUAGCCAAAACAUAGUCAUUUGUCCAGGAAUAGUUUUGGAAAAAUUAUGCUAGAAGAAAAAUGUUUUUGAUUCCGAGCAAAUAUGGGGGGAACAAGUCUCCCCAGGGAUCAAGUCUCCUCAGUCUCCCCUAAAUAUUAAACAUUCUUUAAUCCUAAGACAUCAAGCUUCCAUAUCCUAUUUUUAUGCUAUUAGCACAAUUCAAACAAUUUCAAUUCCAUUUUCCAUAAAAAAAUAACUGAAAAUGUUGCAAAUUUGAUUUUAUGCAUAGGAAAACAAUCUUAACUUUGAACAUUAAGGAUGAUACGAUAUGCAUGAUAAAUAAAGCCUGCGCACUUUAGAUUCGGUACAUUUUCAACCGACUGCAGAUCAAAAAUGGUUUAACCUAGAAAACAUAUUGUAAGAAGCAAAUGAAGCUUAUUUAUUGUAUUUUGUAGGAAAAAUAUGAAAAAUUCAUCUUGUACCGACUUUUCGAACCCUCUAAGCAGAAUACCCUCUUUGAAUGAGUGUAAUCAGUUUCGUACCUUUUAAUACCGCCCUAUGUUGCUUAUCCUUUGACAGAUACGCGUAUUUCGACUACCACUUGUAAUCUUCCUCAGUGUCAGUUA
Molecule: messenger RNA, 4939 nt
Organism: Aedes albopictus (Asian tiger mosquito)
Lineage: Eukaryota; Metazoa; Arthropoda; Insecta; Diptera; Culicidae
Exons: 1
Coding region: 1096-2082 (328 amino acids)
Biological process (GO): sensory perception of smell
Molecular function (GO): odorant binding
Source: RefSeq, a predicted model, not a curated record